This is a messenger RNA of Aegilops tauschii subsp. strangulata, 1767 nucleotides long. RefSeq names its product RING-H2 finger protein ATL13. The record is from RefSeq and is a predicted model, not a curated record. Lineage: Eukaryota; Viridiplantae; Streptophyta; Magnoliopsida; Poales; Poaceae.
CUGCCGCAAUUUAUUGCCCCCGCGACCCCCCACACAAAGCUUCCCUCCCCUCCCCCCCCCCUAAUCCAGCGCGGCCAUGCCGAGGCUCCACCUCGGCUCCGGAUCGUAAGCCCGAAGCUCGGGCUCUCGUCCGUGCUUACUUGCUUGCUUCGAGCGGUGGGCUCGGUGCGGAGCACUACAAGGACCAUGAGCAACUCGUCGUGGACGGCGCCGGGGUCGUCGGCGCUGGAGACGGUGGAGACCAAGAUCAGCCCCAGCAUCCUCUUCAUCGUGGCGGUGCUGGCGAUCGUCUUCUUCGUCUGCGGCCUGCUGCACCUGCUGGCGCGCCACCUGCUGCGGCUGCGGCGCCGGCGUCGGGCGGCCCGCGACGACGCCGAGGGCAGCGUCACCGCCUUCCAGGGCCAGCUGCAGCAGCUCUUCCACCUCCACGACGCCGGCGUCGACCAGGCCUUCAUCGACGCGCUCCCCGUCUUCCUCUACCGCAACGUCGUCGUCGGCGCCGGAGAGGGCGGCAAGGACCCGUUCGACUGCGCCGUCUGCCUCUGCGAGUUCGCGCCGGACGACCAGCUCCGGCUGCUGCCCAAGUGCAGCCACGCGUUCCACCUCGAGUGCAUCGACACCUGGCUGCUCUCGCACUCCACCUGCCCGCUCUGCCGCCAAAGCCUCCUCGCCGCCGGCGACCUCGAGCCCACCUGCAGCCCGGUGCUCAUGGUGCUCGAGUCCGCCGAGAGCUCCCGCGACCUGGCAGGCUCGGCCAGGCGCGCCGACGCCGAGCCGAGCGGCGUGGCCGUGCGCGUCCCGGGGCUCGACGGGGCCGAGGAGGUGGUCGAGGUGAAGCUGGGCAAGUUCAUGUGCGUGGAGGCCGGCGCCGGCGCAGGGGACGGAGCGGGCACCAGCAGCGACGCCAAUGCCGACGCCGACGCAGGGCUCGGGCAGAGGCGGUGCCACUCCAUGGGCUCCUACGAGUACGUCAUGGAGGAGCAGGCGUCGCUCCGCGUGGCCAUCGCCAAGCCGCCGCCCAAGAAGAAGCGGCCGGCGUUCUCCAGGGCGCGGCGCGGCGGCGGCGCCAUGUCGGAGUGCGAGUUCGGCGCGUCCAGGCGCCGCGGGGAAUCCUCCUCGCUCCGCUACCCGGUGAUCCCGGCGACGACAACACGGAAGCAGCAGCCUCCCCCCGACCUGCCCGCCGCGGCGAAGCUCACCAAGGACAGCUUCUCCGAGUCCAAGAUCUGGAUGGUGCCGCCGGCGUCGUCCAGGAAAGGGGACCCCGAGGCGGGCGGGCGGCGGACGGUGUCGUUCCGGUGGCCGAUGAGGAGCGGCAGCAAGGACGGCGAGGAGGAGGCAGGGGGCGAGCGCAAGAGCGGGAGCGAGGCGGACUGGGGCGACGUGGAGACGGGCAGCGGCGGCGGCAACAGCGUGGUGUCGUCGCUCGCGGAGGAGCGGCCGUCGUUCGCCCGGCGCACCCUGCUCUGGGUCGUCGGCGGCCGGCCGCAGUCCAACCGAGUCGGAGACUGCUCGUGACCAGACCAGCAUCGCCAUUGUCGAUCAACACCCCAACGAAAGAGAAAAAUGAAACCAAAUUCUUUCUUUUGUUCAGUUAGUUAAGAAUCUCUUCUUCUUCCUCCGUCCUCGUAGAUCGCCAGUGGUUGCAAAUUCGCAGCGGCGAGUAUAACCUGUAAAACCCACAAGAUCCCUCAGCAGCAGAUCAUUUCAGAUCAACUCAGCUGCCGUGUUGACCUGGCGAGCAAAUCGUUUCAGAUCGCUGGUGAA